ACAAACACCGCCUGCCUGUGUGCGUGCGCGCCUGUGUGUUUGUUUAUGUAUUUGUGCCUGGACAGUCUGUGUACAGGCUGCGCAUCAAGUGUUUGUGAAAGUUGAGUGCAUCAAUGGGGAAGACUGACUCACCUGACUGUUGUUUAAGGUGUGAUGAUGUCUUCUUGUCCACCUAAGAAGAAGCUGCGUCAGACGUCUAUCACAGAGAUGCUCAAGAAAACUUUAUCUCAGGAAGAAGAGAAGAAAAAGCACACAAGCUCUGCGUUAAUGGAGAGAGGCAGCCACGUGAAGAUGAAAUCUGCUGGAACAUCUUCAGCCCAGGGUGGCAAGAGUGUAAGAGGCAAAGAGAGGAGUGCAGAGAUGCGUGAUGUCUUGGCUAACGCAGCUGAGCAGAGGAUUCAAUCAGCAGCCUCCCAGUCAGUGAAAGCAGCCGUGGCAGACACCACUGACAAUAAUACUGAAGACAUAGAGUGGCAAGGCGUGCCGUUAUCAUCCCUGCCAUGCCUGAGUGGUGACAACCUCAACAUACCUGAUGUGGUGCCCUCCCCUGACCACACCGUGCUGGUGAGGCUGCCUGUGUCACCUGGCACUAUGCCACUCCCACAUCCAUCCUCCUACAGUGACACCUGGGAUCAGUAUCAUGUGCGGAUGCCUUGUUCUCCCAAAAGCCAGUACCCUAAGAACAAGGAUACGGUGGUUCCCCGCUGGAGUGUGAUCACCGAAGCUCUGAGCAGGAAGAUCAAGAGUGUGGAGGACUUGGAGCGAGCCGUCCUGGAAUACAACAAUCGCUACAUCUCCAAGUGGAAGUUCAGGGGACUCCAUCUUCUGCUGGAACAGGAGUUUGAGGAAGAGGAGCGUGUCAGCUUUUUCAGCAAGACUCUGCCAGUAAUGGUGCACCUGGCCCUGAGCCUGCCAGACCUGGUGACCAAGCCUCCACCCCUUCUACUGCAAGGAACCACUCACUCCAUCACACUCUCACAGAUGCAGAUUGCCUCUCUCCUAUCCAAUGCUUUCUUCUGUACCUUUCCAAGAAGAAAUGCCAAGGGGAAUGACACAGAAUAUGCCAGAUACCCAGACAUCAAUUUUAAUCGGCUGUUCUUCCACAAGGAGCAGCGGUCCUUGGAGAAGAUCAAGUGUCUGCUUCAUUACUUCCAGAGAGUCACCACUAAACCUCCCACAGGCACGGUGACCUUCACGCGGCAGGCUGUGCUACCACGGGACAUCCCCAAGUGGGAGGUGUCCCAGCAGAGCCUCCCCAACCUGCAUGUGAGCAGUGCCGGCCUCAUCGAAGAGGCGAUGGGUUUACUGCAGGUAGACUUUGCAAACAAGUACUUGGGCGGAGGUGUGCUGGGCCUGGGCUGUGUGCAGGAGGAGAUACGCUUCGUGCUGUGCCCAGAGUUGAUUGUCUCCCGCCUCUUCACACAGGUCCUUGACAAGACAGAGGCUCUCAUCAUUACAGGGUGUGAGCAGUUCAGCAGAGCCAGCGGGUACUCGUCCAGCUUUUGUUGGGAGGGGCCGCACGAAGAUAAGACUCCCGUGGACCAGUGGGGCCGGCGGCUGUGCCAGGUGACAGCCAUUGAUGCUCUUCACUUCACCAAGCAGCCUAAUAUUCAGUAUGAGCCUUUCUACAUCAACAGGGAGCUCAAUAAGGCAUUUGCUGGCUUUAAAGUGAUAGAAGGAAGUGGUGGAAUGCCCACCGGUGUGGCCACGGGAAACUGGGGCUGUGGUGCCUUCAAGGGAAAUCCCAGACUCAAGGCUCUCAUUCAACUGGCAGUGUGUGGCCACAUCGGGAGAGAUCUCGCUUAUUUCACCUUUGGCGACCGACAACUGAGAGACGAUCUAUUCACCAUGUACAUCUUCCUCAAAGAGAACAGUGUCACUGUGGGCGAGUUGAUCCAAGCCCUGCACCACCAUGGCUGCCGAGGGUGGUCAGACGGCUCAGACUUGUUUCAGUAUGUGUGUCACAGCCUGGGAGGUUCCUAUGACUCUGACACAGACCAGGAGGGGAGCAAGGACUCUGCUGAUGUUCAGGUGAAAGCAAUGCCACAUGUGAAGGAGGUGGAGGAAGCAGUGGGCCAGUCACCAGAGCCAUCACAGAUCAAGAAGCCUCCCACAGACAUUGGUGACUGCUUCCCAGAGCCUGGCCAUUCCACCCGCUGCCCUCUCAGUGAAGAGAAAAUACUACAAGUCCUCUCAGAGUGUGACCGUAUAUUUGAAAGCAAAAAGUCCAAAAAGAAACAAGGCCCAGGAUUGACCAUUGACAAAACUGAAGUCCAGAGGAAAGUGGAGGACCAAGAGAGUGAACCAAGGAGACCAGACAAAACAACACAGAAUACUAGUGAUUCCAACAGACUGAGUGAAAGUCCAAGGAAAGGAGAAGACCAGAAGAGUGAAUCAAGAAGACCAGAUAAGCAAGUACAGAGCAGUGACUCCAACAGAUUAAGUGAAAGUCCAAGAAAAGUAGAGGAGCAAAAGAGUGAGUCGAGAAGAGCAGACAAGGCAGCGCAAAACAGCAGUGAGCCAAGCAAAUUCUUCAGACUGCUUGAUGAGUACGACCGUCAGGCAAGUCAGGCACCCAAUGGGACUAGUGCCACCACCAGUGCCAGUGAACCUUGGAAGCGCUUCUCUCUCCUGGAAGAAGUCAGUCGAAAGCAUAAUUAACUACACUGAGUCAAUAGGCAUGCUUGGGGCAAAUUAUGAUAACCUAUAGUCCUGCUCCUCUAACAAUGUGGAUUGGGUGCGGCUUGUUGGGGAAUUCCCGCUGUACAGUGGUGAAGCAUGUCUCAUAGCCAGUGAUGCAGCAGAGUUCUAAUAGUAGUAAAACUUUAGCAAAUAUG
Molecule: messenger RNA, 2837 nt
Organism: Portunus trituberculatus (swimming crab)
Lineage: Eukaryota; Metazoa; Arthropoda; Malacostraca; Decapoda; Portunidae
Gene: Parg
Product: poly(ADP-ribose) glycohydrolase-like
Exons: 16
Coding region: 154-2661 (835 amino acids)
Biological process (GO): ATP generation from poly-ADP-D-ribose; nucleotide-sugar metabolic process; regulation of DNA repair
Cellular component (GO): nucleus; cytoplasm
Molecular function (GO): poly(ADP-ribose) glycohydrolase activity
Source: RefSeq, a predicted model, not a curated record